CCCCCUCCUCUGGUCCGCUCGCUCGCUCGCUCGCUCUCCACUCGUCCCGCGCCGGCCGCCGCCGCCACCAUCGCGCCUCGCCGUCGCUUGAGAUUCACCCGCCGACGGUAGAAUCCCCGCCAUGGCCGGAUCCGCCCCUCUAGGGGACGGACGGCCGGCUUGGGGCACCGACAGGCGACAGCGACGGGCCGAGCCGGAAUAGGCAGCCUCCGCGCCUGGCCGCGGCGCCCUCCUCCAGCUGGGGGCGUCACUCAAGCUGCCCGCGCCGCCGCCGCCCUGCGCUCGCGACGCAGCUGCCCCCAUGUCGUCGUCGCCGCUGCGUUGCCGCCCGCCGGCCCCUACUCUCAUGCGCACACCGUCUCCCUCCCACGAUCUCUUUCUCCUGCGCCGCUCCUCCUUCAUUACUCACAGCGGCCUGCUCCUCUCCACCGAGCCCCACCACGGCUCCACUGCCGUGGCCUCGAUCCAUGAGCCCCACCGCCACUGCAGGAGCUCGAGAACCCUGCAGGAGCUCAAGAACUGCCCGUGGAAGGCCAGAUCUUGCCGGUCUGAGCUGCUGCAGCCAGCGGCCCUCCUCGAUCGAUCUUUACUUCUUCCAUAGCAAGAUCCGUAGCACCCUGCCAACACUCCGCAUGCCAAAAAAAUUCUCUCUUUAAUAGAUGCGAGUUCAUCCUGAUGCCAACACGAUUCUUUAUCUGUUUGUUUUUUUAUUUAGAUUUGCAGACGGUGGAGACAUCUGCUCUGUCCUGGUACCACCACCAAUGUGUGCUCUGGUCUGUCCGGCUGUCCCUGCUCCCCGUGCAGCAGGAGCACGACGAGGCGGAAGGACCGGCGGUGAGAUAGGAGCGCGGAAGCAGCACUUGCCGCCGCCUGCACCCCGCUGCUGCUGGGCGAGUUCAAGGUGGCGGGCGCAGCGGGCGGCUCGGCCGGCACCGAGGCCGCGGGGGACGACGGCGGCUCCGACAGCGCACACCUCUCGGCGACGCUCCUGGCGGCCGGCGCGGCACGGGGCGAGGCGGCCGCGGGGGAGUUUAGGAGGCGGCGCGUGGGAGAGGCGGGCGAGCCCGGGGAGAUUGGUUUAUUUCGCUGACAGCUGCGUCUCAGAUUGAGUUAGGGGCCAUUAUUAUUUGGUCGGGCGGCUGGCUGGAGUUGCUCUUAGGCUGACCACAGCGGAGGGAGCAAGAGCAAAUUUGCUCCCUCCUCGUUUCCCACGUCUUCUCUAUCUACAGUGCCAAACACUGUAUCUACAGUGCCAAACAGUAUAUUUGCUCCUUCAUUUCCUCCUUCCACUGUGGACGGUCUUGCACCACCUAAAAUGGGAAAAGGCACCCGCACCGCUCGGCCCAUGUUGCGAAUGCGGCCCGGUCCAGCAUGGAGAACCAGGCAGGCCCCUGAGCCGAGACUGCCGAGAAGCCCCAACGGCCCAACCGUCGUCCCGCACCCUGCCUGAGUCAGAAUAAAUAAAAAAAGGAAAAAAUCUCAAUUAGUUCCACUUCCAUCACACCAGCGCGAAAUCGUCUGCUUCUCCGCCGCCCUCCCUCUCCCACAAAACCCCCGCGGCCUCCCCGUCUCCGCAGCCCGCCGGAUCCCGAAUCCCGAUACAUCUCGCCGUCUUCGCGGCGUGAUGGGGGACACGAGGCCGAGAGCGUGGGAGGCGGGCGAGAGCUCGCGGGAUGCCAAAAGUCCGCGGCUGGACUUGCUGGCUUCGGCGGCGUUGGAGCAGAACGAUCUGUCGGGCUGGGACGAAUGGCCGGAGGUGACAGGCGACAAGGAUUGGUGCAAUCACGUCCCCACUGACAGUGCUCACAAGGAUAUUCUGGAUUCGUCGUUGCAAUCCGAUCACGCAGGGGUGUGUGCGGAUUGCCAGCGCGAGGUGGUAAAUGCCUGCUCGUGAAUAGCCGUAUCUUGGUGUGCCUGGAAUGCGGCCGGCAAUUCUGCGGGGAUUCAGAGCGUUAUGUCCCAUAUGGGCAUGCUCUGGAUCACGCCAAGCAUGAGCAGCAUUGGGUUGCUGCGAUGUUCGCUGAUCCGCAAGCUGGAUUCUGCUUCAAGUGUGGAACUGAAGUGUCUGUGUAUCCAGAGCAGGAGGAAAUGCCAGGCUUAAUUCAGGCAGGUGGUCAUGCGUUUGGAUUUGAUGUGCACAGCGGUCCUGUCAGUGGGGUACUGAAUCUCGGGUACACAUGGCAAGGCCAUGAGUUCGGAUCAGCUAAUGUGCAAGGCUAUGCUAUCAGAGGGAUACCGAAUCGCGGGAGCACAUGCUACGUGAAUGCAAUAGUGCAGUGCCUCCUUGUGCUUGAUAAGCUGUGGGCAAGGAUGUUAGGACCGGAUGCUCCGUCAGGUCAACUUGGCCUAGCACUAAUGGAGCUUUUUGUGGAGACAUGUGUGGAAGAUGCUGUGGGAGAAAUGCUGAACCCAGAUAAACUCUUGAGAAGGGUACGGUUACAUACUGUCAAGUUCGAAGCCUAUAGAAUGCAUGACAGCCAUGAACUGCUUGAGUCCUUGCGCAGUGCUUUGCAUAGCGAGGAAAAUGAAAUUGAGACUGCUAACAGGCAAAGAGGUGCUGCUACAGUAAUUGAUUCCAUUUUCAGGGGUGAAAUCUCUUAUACACGGUCCUGCAUUAGUUGUGGAUCUAGUCUGGUUUUACACGAUCAGUUCUAUGAGCUCGCACUGCCACUGCCAUCAAAGGAGCAUCCAUCCAGAAGUGCUGCAGUACCACAAACAAGCGAAUCUGUCAAAUCGCAACCAAAGAAAGAUGCUACUCAACUAAUUCCAGAAAAUGAGAAGAGUACCUCGGAAAAGAUACAAGAAGUUGCCAAAAGUGGUGAUUCUCAUAUUCUUGGUUCAGAAUUGAAAGAUGCGGUAUUGGAGAAAACACCUGAGCCUUUGGAAGUUGAUUCUUCUGAAGCGCAAUGUAUCUGGCAAAGCAAGGAUGUUAUACAGGAUCCUUUGGAGACUACGGAGGAUAAAGUGUCAUGUUCCGAACUUUCACAAGGGAUCAUUGAGGCGCCACCAAAGUCUGUUAGUUUUGUUCCACAGAACUUGUCUAGUGUCAAAGUUGAGCAAGUGAUUGAGAUGACAGCAGAUUCCUGCAGUCCAGAAGAUACGGUUCGACUUCCACUUGUUGCUACACUAAGUGAAAAUGGUGCACCGAUGGCAUUAGGCAGUUCUGUAGAUCAAAAUGGCAAUGCUGAUCCUGGUGAUCUAUUGAAUCAGCUGGAAGUUAGUAUACAAGCCAAGAAGAACACUUACACAGGACAAUUAACUGCAGAAGACAAAGGAAAUGCUCGGAGUAGAGAUGUUGUACAUGAUAAGGUGGUAGGUGUUAGCAGUAUUGUACCAUCAAUUGAGGACUGUCUAUUACUGUUUUUUAAAGAACAGGUGGUAGAACGGAAUUGUGAUGAUUGUCCCAAGGUUAUUGAGGAGCCAAGUACCAAUCAAAGUGAACAUGGUGGGCAGAUGGUGGCAAGUACCACUGAUAACACAUCAGUUGAUGGGAAUCAGACUGAACAGACAGACAGGUUAACAUGCCAAAUUGGGCAAUCUAUUGAACCAAACAGUUUGUCAGUAGAAUGCAAAUCUCCUUCAAGUAGGCAACAAGAUGAUUCUGAUGCAAAGAGUGAAAUUAUACAAACAGAGGAAGCUAAUACAGAAAGAAUAAAUUCUGGGAUGAGUUAUGGCGAUAAAGAAAUUGAAUGUCAUGAAGGUAUUCAAGAAGCUGUAAGUCAAAAUCUGGGAUGUUGCCUUCCAGCUGAGAAACAGACCGAUCUGUUGAGGUCUCAGCAUAGUCAAAAUCUUAGCACGCCAAAUCAGGACAGGAGUAAGCAAGUCAGGCUGGACCUUAGUGCAAGCCAGUUAGGAGACAACCAUAACAAACAGAAAGAGAGGAGUGGAUGUGCUAUUGAAACACCUCGUAUUACCAAGUUGCCAUCUGUAUUAACUCUUCAUAUUAUGAGGUACAUCAAGUAUGGCAAUGACCAUCAUAAAAAUGAAGCACAUGUGAGCUAUGAGGAGUACCUUGAUGUAGAGCAAUUCAUGGACCCCAGCUCCGUGGACAAAGAUAAAUCUUUGUAUCAUCUACCUGGUGUGGUGGAGCACCGUGGACCCUCCAUGAAUGCAGGACACUAUGUUGCUUACGUGAGAGCAAGGAGGCUUGGAAAUCAGGAACAGCAGAGCAGCUGCUCUUCCUCAUGGUUUUGGGCGGACGAUGGUCACAUCAGAGAAGUCACUCUAGAAGAAGUUCUCAAGCGUGAGGCAUACAUUCUUUUCUAUGAGAAGAUGGAAGGCUAAGACAUGGCUAGCGUAUGAUCUGACACAGCUCAUCAAAUAACAGUCACGAAAAACAUGCAAAUGAAUGAGAUUAGCUAGCCUUCUUUGGUUGGCAAUGAUUCAGUUAGUGUACAUGUUAGGCUCUGAUCAAGUCCAUUUUUGUUGUAGGGGGUCAAACUGACUGAAACUUGUUCGCAAUUAGAUCUUUUUGGCUGAUCUGGUCA
Panicum virgatum (switchgrass) is the source of this 4487-nucleotide messenger RNA. Its product is annotated as ubiquitin carboxyl-terminal hydrolase 1-like. Gene Ontology annotation, molecular function: cysteine-type endopeptidase activity; cysteine-type deubiquitinase activity. The coding region runs from base 2014 to 4284 and encodes 756 amino acids. The record is from RefSeq and is a predicted model, not a curated record. Lineage: Eukaryota; Viridiplantae; Streptophyta; Magnoliopsida; Poales; Poaceae. The transcript is spliced from 4 exons. Gene Ontology annotation, biological process: protein deubiquitination. Gene Ontology annotation, cellular component: nucleus; cytosol.